GACUCCAAGCCCCAUAAUGCAUCAUACCGUUACACCCCGUGGAAGUUGAACAAUCUCUUCUAACAUUUAGGUAUCAGUAGGAAGUCGGCAGGCUGAAAGUAGAGAAGACACUCGUGCCUCCUGACCCGGGCUCCGACUAAUUCCCGCAUCACAAGAACUUACAGGUGCCAUGGCUGAAAGAGUGCUGGUGGUUGGUGGCGGCGGGCGGGAGCAUGCUCUGGCCUUGAAGUUGGCCCAGUCGCCACUCAUUCAGCAAGUCCUGGUGGCUCCCGGAAACGCAGGGACGGCAAACUACGGCAAGAUCAGCAACUCGGAGGUAUCUGUGAGUAACCACGCCAUAUUGGCUCAGUUCUGUAAGGACCACCAUGUGGGGCUAGUGGUGGUUGGGCCAGAGGUUCCGCUGGCAGCUGGUAUGGUGGACGACCUGACGGCAGCAGGAGUGCCGUGUUUUGGCCCGUCUGCCAAAGCAGCUCAGUUAGAGGCCAGUAAGAGCUUCUCCAAGGCCUUCAUGGAACGUCACGGCAUCCCCACGGCCCGCUACGGCUCCUUCACGGACGCGGAGGAGGCUUGCAACUACAUCCGCACCGCUGACUUCCCAGCGCUGGUUGUGAAGGCCAGUGGCUUGGCAGCGGGUAAAGGAGUUAUAGUGGCACAAGACCAGGAGGAGGCCUGUCGGGCUGUGAUGGACAUCAUGAAGGACCGAGCAUUUGGUUCUGCAGGCGACACAGUGGUGGUGGAGGAGCUUUUAGAAGGCGAGGAAGUAUCUUGUCUGUGCUUCAGCGAUGGCUCCUUUGUGUCGUCGAUGCCUCCGGCGCAGGAUCACAAACGGCUGCAAGAUGGCGAUCAGGGUCCAAACACAGGAGGCAUGGGAGCCUACUGCCCCACCCCUCAGGUGAGUGAUGAGCUGCUGGUGCAGAUCAGAGAAUCUGUGCUUCAGAAGACUGUGGAUGGGAUGAAGCAAGAGGGAGCUCCUUAUGUUGGUGUGCUGUAUGCCGGGCUGAUGUUAACCCAGGAGGGACCUAAAGUUCUGGAGUUCAAUUGUCGCUUCGGGGACCCAGAGUGCCAGGUCCUGCUGCCCUUGCUGAGGAGCGACCUGUAUGAGAUCAUCUUGAACACGAUGAAUGGCAAGCUGGCAUCUAGCGCCCCCGAGUGGCAUCAGGACAAAUCCGCUGUGACCGUAGUGAUGGCAAGUGGCGGCUACCCAGGCGCCUACAGCAAAGGAAUGGCCAUCACAGGUCUGUCCCAGGUGGAGGACAUGGGCAUUCAGGUGUUCCAUGCGGGGACAGGACUGAAGGACGGACAAGUGGUGUCCAGCGGCGGGCGCGUCCUGACGGUCACCGCGGUCAGGCCUUCCCUGGAGGCGGCACUGCAGGCAGCCAAUCAAGGAGUGGCAGCCGUGGGUUUCCCGGGUGCUGUUUACCGCCGCGACAUUGGUCACCGCGCCAUUGCCCACCUGAAGCAACGCAGAGGCCUGACCUAUAAGGACAGCGGUGUGGACAUCGCUGCAGGCAACAAACUGGUGGAUAUUAUCAAGCCUCUGGCUAGGGCCACUUCCCGCCCAGGAUGUAAUGCAGAGCUGGGAGGCUUCGCUGGACUUUUUGACCUGAAAGCUGCAGGAUUCAUUGACCCGAUUCUGGUAUCUGGAACAGAUGGCGUUGGGACCAAACUGAAGAUUGCCCAGGCUUGCAGGCAGCACGGCAGCUUGGGUCAAGACCUCGUCGCCAUGUGCGUGAACGAUGUCCUGGCUCAGGGAGCAGAGCCACUUUUCUUCCUUGAUUACUUCUCCUGCGGAAGCCUGGAUGUGAAUGUGGCCGCCACGGUAGUCUCUGGUAUCGCCAAAGCGUGUGAGCUUGCUGGCUGUGCUCUGCUGGGUGGAGAGACGGCGGAAAUGCCUGGAGUCUACGGCCCGGGGGAAUAUGAUCUAGCCGGGUUCUGUGUGGGAGCAGUAGAACGUUGCUCCGUGCUGCCUAGGCUGGCAGACAUCACUGAGGGAGACCUGUUGAUUGGAGUGGCAUCCUCUGGUAUCCAUAGCAACGGCUUCAGCCUGGUCCGCAAGGUCCUGGAACAGUCAAAUCUAAGCUACAGCUCCCCGGCACCCUUCGGCCACCCAGGACAAACUGUUGGCGAGGUUUUGCUGACACCAACGAAGAUCUACAGUCGUCUGCUCCUUCCAAUCUUGCGCAGUGGUGCGGUAAAAGCCUACGCUCACAUCACCGGUGGAGGACUUUUGGAAAACAUUCCGAGAGUGUUGCCCCGGGAGCUAGCAGUCGAUCUAGAUGCAUCUCGUUGGAGCAUCCCUCCGGUGUUUUCCUGGCUCCAGAAAGAGGGCGGCCUGAGCGAGGAUGAAAUGACCCGUACCUUUAACUGUGGCCUGGGUGCAGUGCUGGUGGUUGCCCCGAUGGAAGCGCAGAGGGUCUUGCGGCAGCUGCAGGCCCAGGAGGAGGCCUGGAUUGUGGGCACGCUCGCUCACAAGCAGCCUGGUACCGAGUCUGUUGUGGUCCACAACCUCAAACGCAGUCUUCUCAAUGGUGGUCCAGCCUCCAAGGACACCUGUUGCCUCGGUGACACCAGCAUGCCACACAAGAGGACCAAAGUCGGCGUUCUGAUAUCAGGCACAGGUACCAACCUGCAAGCGCUGAUCGAGCAGGCCAAGCGUCCAUCCAGCUGCGCAGAGAUUGUGGUGGUCAUCUCCAACAAACCUGGCGUUCAGGGCCUGAAAAGAGCAGCACUGGCUGGCAUCCAGACACGGGUGGUGGAUCACAAGCUCUACGGGAGCCGAGCAGAAUUUGACGGCACCAUCGACCGCGUUCUUGAAGAAUUUGGGGUGGAGCUGGUGUGUCUGGCUGGGUUCAUGCGGAUCCUCACAGCAGUUUUUGUCAAGAAAUGGAAUGGUAAACUCUUGAACAUCCACCCGUCCUUGUUGCCCUCCUUUAAGGGUGUGAAUGCCCAAAAGCAAGCUCUCCAGGCUGGGGUGCGGGUCAGCGGCUGCACAGUCCACUUUGUUGCCGAGGAGGUAGACGCGGGGGCCAUCAUUGCGCAGGAGGCGGUACCAGUGCUGAGCAGUGACACCGAAGAAAGUCUGUGCGACAGAAUCAAAGAGGCAGAGCACAGAGCCUUCCCUGCAGCGAUGGAGCUGGUGGCCAGUGGAGCAGUGCAGCUGAGCGAGGACGGACGUGUCAUCUGGAGGCCACAACAUUAGUAAUUUGCACUCGCACAGACAAGUCAACGUGUAGUGUCACACUGAAGCAACAUUCCUAAUGUGCAUGAAUGGUGAUUGUUUGGAUGAAUGCAUUUUAUGCACAGUAAACCAAGUUGUAUCUUCUACAAAUGUUUCAUUGUUGGUCGUGUGUGUCACAAUUGGAGCUGCACAUGCUCUCAUUUCUAAAUGAUUCUAUGGCUUAUACAGCGUACACAUGCGUGUAUAUGCAUUCACGUGCAUUCUGCAGAACCCAAGUCCAUUCAGCUGGAGGUCACCAACAGAUAGCUGGACAUUCUCCUUCAGGAUUUUUUUGGUGGACAUCAGAAUUCAUGCUUCCAUUCAUCACAGCAAGUCUUGGUCCAAAAGUCCAGGUCCAAAAGCAGCAAAUAAGUCCCAGUCCAUCACACCACCACCACCACAUUUUACUGUUGUAUGUUCUUUUUCUGAAAUGCGAUGUUACUUUAACACCAUAUCUAAUGGGAUAAACACCUUCCAAAUAACAUGCAAGUGUGACAGGCACAAAAAUUAGAAAUCAGGAAGAGGGCAAACACUUUUCCACAUCACUGAAUAUGUGCAAAUUACAGCCUGAUCGUAAUUCACAUUUUAUUUUCUAACAUGGAUUUUCUUUUUUUUGUAAUUUCACGUGCAUGGUUGUAAUAAAAGCCUGUUGCGUUUUUUGUCACCUUCUCUUGUCUCUACAUUAAACUUAACUUCAUUUUUUUUUUUUAUUAAGGUCCUAGAUUGCAUUUGUUCCCUCGCUGAUUUGACAUUUCAGUCUUGGAGGUUUGUGCCCCCUCAUGAUGGAUAACACAGAUGUAGAAAGUUAAUUUUAUUUAAAAAAAAAAAAAAGAAUAGCAAUGACUACUUCACAUUGUAUCAAAGUGUCAUUUCU
Molecule: messenger RNA, 4091 nt
Organism: Doryrhamphus excisus (bluestripe pipefish)
Lineage: Eukaryota; Metazoa; Chordata; Actinopteri; Syngnathiformes; Syngnathidae
Source: RefSeq, a predicted model, not a curated record